UAAUAAGGCAAUUAUCCUUGUUGGCGGUCUUGGGACCUCAAAAUACCUCGCAUCUUUGCUGAAGCUGCAAUACGCGAGGCAAGAUAUCGAAAUUCGUCAGCCUUCCGGAGCCCAACCGUGAGUGGCCAGUGAUGAUCUGCGUUGACAUGUGCUUACUUUCGCGAGGUGGACGGCUGUUAGCCGGGGAGCAGUGAUGGCAACCGCCCAACGAGCUGUUAGCUCUAGAAUUUCUCGUUAUCACUAUGGAUUUUGUUGGGUAGAUACCUUCAAUCCUGAUAUUCACACCAUCCAAGAACUGGUCUAUGACCGGGCGGAAGGCACAAACCUCGCUGUUGGUCAAAUGAAAUGGGUCGUGAAAAGAGGUGAUACAAUUGGACAUCUUCGCCCAGUGGUCGUGCCUUGCCAAAACAAAUUCCGAUAUGAGGCAGAGAUCGCCAAUAGGAGAAUUUAUGUUGAUAUCUGGCACUCGGGCUUCGACCCAGCUCCAAGACGGCAGACACAUGAUGUACACAAACUGUGCACUAUCGUGUGCCAUUUACCGAGGAGUCUGCGAUUUGGUGACCUCCCAGAAUAUAUUGGAGAAGAUUUGGUUCCAUAUCGAAGGCUUGAAAUCGACAUCGCUAUGUCGCCGCGAGGAAGUGAUCUCUACUUUGCUAUUUAUUUCAACGGCGACCUUCUUCCCACGGAGUACCAAUGGCCGAACAGAGAUUUCGCACAAGGGGGUAUUUCCAUUGAAACAGAGUGAAUAUGUGACAUGCAAAAAAAGAUAACAGUAUGCGACCGCUUAGGUCGGUACUGCAACAUCGGGGCCCAUGGGCGCUAAUAUGAGCGUGAUCUCCUUGUCUAUAUCGUAUCAGACUUUUAUAGGAGUUUUGCGUGAUUCAAAAAUGUGAGGAGAUGAGUUGGGUUGGAUUGAUGGGGCUCGUCCCACUAGUUCUAGAUGCCGGCUUGGCAACCCGAGCCUGAUCCAUGUCAAGAUGCGUGUUGUCAAUCAUUAGCCUCCCAGUAGUAUCAA
This is a messenger RNA of Mytilinidion resinicola, 1015 nucleotides long. RefSeq lists its product as uncharacterized. The transcript has 4 exons. The record is from RefSeq and is a predicted model, not a curated record. Bases 194 to 745 code for a protein of 183 amino acids. Lineage: Eukaryota; Fungi; Ascomycota; Dothideomycetes; Mytilinidiales; Mytilinidiaceae.